UUGCCUUUCGCGCCCGCACGCACUCACUCACGCUCGCUUGCAGCCAGCAGCUGGAGACGACGCAAGAAGCCAGCUCCAUUCUAGGAAAGAAAGACAGUUCUCGUCUCGUGGUCUGCUGCUGCGGCCACCCCAGCAGGUAGACAAGCGUGCACAUCGUGUUACGGCGAGAAACGUCGUAAAACGCCCACGAACUUUCGACCUGCCGAAGGAAAGGUGCGCGGGGUAUACAAGUGCGGCCCUUCCACAGGAAAGUGAAGACGCCACUGUGUUGCUGUUGUUUCCCGUGCUCCGGCUACAUCACCGUGGUCCGUCCACGUGCCGCCCUUCGCCGCGGCGACAAAGGUGGCUCAAAAGUGAAGUCUUGUGCGGUGCGACAGCGUGUUCAGAGGUUGAAUCUUCAACUUCGCCUCGCCGCAGAAUCGCGUCCGAAAAAUUAUGGACAUGUGUCAGUGGCAAGUCUGAGAGAUCGAGACGCGUUGGUCGAGCGAUGAAGCUUGGAAUCCUUGUGCUUCUAUGCUGGACGUGUGUAACGCGCAUGUGCAGUGGAGGUGAUGUGACGGCCUCGACAAACUUGGCCCUGGGCCUCUUCCAGCAGCUUUCGGCUGAUCCCUCCGAGAAUGUUCUCUUUUCUCCCUUCGGCAUAUCGGUGUUGCUGGCGAUCCUUUCGGCUGGUACCAAAGGGGGCACGGGCAAAGAGAUCGAAAGUGUGUUCGGCUCCGACGCUGCCGCAGUGAAACGAGACAUCGAGAGCGCGUUUAAUGAAGUGUGCGCAGGUGCCUCGACUGCCGGACGAAAAUCUCCAAUGUCCCUCGGUAAUCUGCUUGUAGUCAAGAAGGGCUUAAAGUCGAAACUUCUGCCCCUGUUCCUAAAGUUCCUCGGUGAUGGUGGACCUUUCUUAACAUUAGUCGAUGAACUGGAUGACAACCUGGCCAGCCGAUCGAACAAAUGGGUUAGUACUCAGACUAACGGAGAAAUAACGAAAAUGCUAGAUGGUCAUGGUACAGAAGACGAUGCGAAGAUGCUCUUAGUGAACGCCAUACACUUCAAGGGUGACUGGAAGGAGAAAUUUGAAAAACAGCUCGGUUACAACGGUACGUUUAAGAACUACGACGGCAGCGAUACGCCGAUAACGUUUAUGUUCAAAAGGAGGCACUUCGAGUAUGCUUUAGAUGCCACCCUGAAGACACAUGUGAUCUCAAUUCCCUACAGGGACGUUAAGGCAAGGUUCAUCCUCUUGGUUCCCCUCAAACAUGCCGGAGCAAGGACUCUGGCCAACCUCCUGACUGCGUCUGAAUGGAAGCGCAUCCUGGGAACGUUGAGAAACACGAGCGUAGCACUGUCGAUGCCAAAAUUUGACGUCUCCAAGAAGUACGACCUCAUGAAGCCGUUGGAGUAUCUCGGUAUCAAAACAAUAUUCACCGACAAAGCUGAUCUCUCUGGCAUGAUAGGGACAGGGGACCUUUUCGUCUCCGCGAUCGAACAGGUUUCAAAACUGAGGGUGGACGAAGAAGGCAGCGAGGCUGACAGCGCAACGUUGUUGAGGAUCUCUGGAAAGGCUGCCGAAGAAGGCGAGUCGGUAAUCGCCGACCACCCGUUCAUAUUCGCUGUUACGGCAGGGCGACAGGACGACAUCCUUUUCAUGGGACAAGUCAACAAGUUACCUACAACGUGAUGCUCUUUGUGAGUGACAUUGAUUGCGACGCCAUACAUUCGCACUUUUCAUUAACGAGGUUAUGACGUCCCAUCGUGUAGCUGUGCCGAGGAAGAAACUCAAGUACCCGCAAAAGGUGAAACCUCGCGAGGAAAGGAAUUCUCGAGGUUUCAGUGUUGCCGUAUGCUCAAACCUUGUGCACGAGGGCAAAUUCCCGCGCUGAACACUUCGCGCUACACUAUACCUCGCUACACUAUACUACACUAUAAUUAAAUGAGGAAAAUAACACCUAAUGUAAUAUAUAUAUAUAUAUAUAUAGUGUCUGUGGACGAUGACCGAGCAGCAAGUUCGCAAAGGGCGUUCGUGGCUGUCGUAUUGAUUUCAAAGCGGAACCAUUGGAACCGUGAGGAUGUCUCAGCUGACUGACACGCGCUCGCCAUAAGUCGCGACAACAAACGAUGUCAUGUAUACAUGCUGUUUAAUUUGAAACUCAAAGCGGCGGCACAGCCAAGUAAUAUUGAAGAUAUGAGGGAUGGAGGAGGCUAGGGGAAUCAGCAUGAAAGCUUGAAAUUUGAAUACUGCUUCUUGCAGCCCAGCGGUUGCGCGGCGCGCUGAGCUUAGGGUACACAUUUUUAUGUGCUGAUGUGUUCUUCUCGGUUUCUGCUCUUAUGUCAGCCUUUAACGAUUUCAAAAUUCUUGCGCAUAUUCAUUAACUUGAGCCUCCACGAACUUCUGUUUCCUAUAGACUUAAGGGAGGCGGAAAACAGCGCGAGAAUAGAGCUGUAUAUACGAGUCUUAUAUACAGGGUUAUAUUGCUUUAUGCUUAUUCUUUAAGUGGUUAGACUAUAGACUUGCUUUAAAAGUAUGACAUUUAUACCUAAGACUUUCUGCAGGAAGAAAAUAACAUUUAGGGUACUGAAGGUGCACAGAGCUAGUUACGUUGGACAAUCUUUUCAUUAAUACAGUGCUUCUGCUUCUCUGGCCUGAUGCACUGUGCAUUCGGCGUGCACACUUCCUUUUUUAUCCAUGCAUGUCUCUUUGCUACCAUACUCACCAACCGAUCGAACAAAGUGUGUUGCUCGUUUUUAGACGUAAAUAAAGGCUUGCAUACAUCCUUA
Messenger RNA from Dermacentor silvarum, 2769 nucleotides. Its product is annotated as leukocyte elastase inhibitor. The record is from RefSeq and is a predicted model, not a curated record. The coding region runs from base 488 to 1672 and encodes 394 amino acids. Gene Ontology annotation, molecular function: serine-type endopeptidase inhibitor activity. The transcript has 2 exons. NCBI's taxonomy places the organism in Eukaryota, Metazoa, Arthropoda, Arachnida, Ixodida, Ixodidae.